GGAGUGUUUUGUUUUCUUUGCGCCUAGUUCUAGUUGUGUUUUGGAAAUUAGCGCAACAUUUCUUGACUCUUUACCUGUCUGCGAUCGCCGCGUGAAGGAAAAUGCGUGUCAGCUGCACCGUAUAUUGAUCCCUCUUCCCCGGUGCGGGCAGAGGGAGCUGCCGCCCUGUAAUUCUCGCCGGUGACAGAUGUUUACCGUGCUUUAAGCCUAAGCAUCUAACCAAAGAGGAGCCUUGCAGGGGAGGCUUUGCAGGCGUCCGGUCGCCAAGAAAUCGGAUUGAUACUCGUGAAAUGUGAUGUCCAUGGCUCGCCCCGGCCGUCAACGUGAAGCCAGCAGUGCUGCCAGCACCAUGACGUCCGCCGAGUACGAUGUGGAUUCCUCCGGGGGCCUGAUGACCAAAAUUCAAGCCCUGAUAGCACCUCCAGAGAAUGAUGAGGCGUCCAAAUCCAACAAGAAGAAAGAGGGCUUAGACUUGCAUCCUUAUUACAAGAGGCCUGGGAAAGGUCACAAUCGAGACUGCUGUGAUGCUUGCAGUGAGGGUGGAAAUCUAAUUUGCUGUGACAAGUGCCCUGCUUCUUUUCAUCUUGGCUGUCAUGAUCCCCCACUUCAAGAUGAUGACAUACCGUUGGGCCAGUGGCUGUGCCACAAGUGCCGAAUGUCUGCCGGCCUACCUGCCUUGAAGGAGAUCCUCAAAAAGGCUGCUAAUCCCUCUGAAACUUCCGAUGGGCCCACUAAAGAAGAACCAGCGGAUACCCCUUCUAGAGGUCGAUCUCGCACAUCUAGCACUGCCUCUAUGGAAUCCAACAAAUCUCGGGGGCGAGGUAGAGCAGCAGCUGCUGCCGCUGCAGCGCAGCCUACGGGGCCCAUUACAACUACAUCAGUUGCUACUGGUCCUGAUGGUCAGAGUGCUCUUGACACACUCAUAGCAGCUGCUUCCUCCAUGAAUCCAAUACAAUUUGAUUUACCUCGUGAGAUGGUUCUACCAAUCAAUUUCCCAGGCACUGAUAGAGCUCCCACUAGAGGAAAAAGAGCCUCUGCCUCCAAGAGGAGUAGAACACAUGAACUGGACAAUGGUUUAGUACCUUUGCCUGCUAAAACUUGUUUUGAAUGUCGCAAAAGUUGCAAAAGAGCCCCACUGCUAGCCUGUGAUUACUGCCCACUUCUCUUCCAUCUUGACUGCUUGGAUCCUCCGCUAACAUCACUUCCCUGUGGCCGGUGGAUGUGUCCUAAUCACGUGGAGCAAGCAAUUGAUGAAAAGCUCUUGACCUCCCUUAGUGUCACUCAACGAGUGGCCUUAUGGGAUAAAUACACUGGUCCUAUUGAUCAAGAUACAAUCAAAACAGAAUUUCUUCAAAAAACCAGACGCCAAAAUCCACCAUUCCGGUUCAAGGUGAAGCUUGCUCCUCGAAACAGAGCCAAAGUACCCAAUUCAGUGAAAGAAAUGUACAAAAACCGACCACCUCUUGUCCCUAGCUUACGGGAUGUUUUAAGAGACAGUGAGGUAAAUGGUAGUUGGGCUGAUAUCAAGGCUGUUGCUCCUGAGUCUAAGGUUCAAGAUGCAGGGAUAGAUGGUCCAACAGAAACAGAACAGGAGGAAUGGCUUAGCGGUAUAGUAGCCCUACAAACAAGCAUAGCAUGUCAUCUUAGUACAAAGCGAAGGAAAAUGUCACAGUCAAGUGACUUCAGAAAUCAAGAUGCUGAGACACUGUCAGGAAGGUCAGAUGAAAGUGAUGGAAUUCAUAUCAAGAAAGAAACAAUUGAUACUGAUCUGGAGUUCAAAGAUCUAAAAGGAAAUACUAUAAGUAAUGGAUUAUCUGAUCACUCUGAUCAGAUUACUUUAGAAAAGGAAGAUGUAGAAAGCUCCAAGACCCACAAUAUAACUGGAUUGAAUGGUAGCUCUACUUUGGCUAAAGUAGUUACUCAUGCGUCUAAAAUCCAGAAUGGUGAUACAGACACAAUUAUGGAGAUUGAUGAUGAAAGUUCAGAAGCAUCUGAUAAGAUCUUAGAGAAGUCCACAUCACUGACUUCUGGAAAGGAACAGGACAAGAAAAAAAUAAAGAAGUUGCUUGGUGAUAAAGUACUUCUUGACGGACUAACUAAUCUUUUGGAGGAUUCAUUAGACUGUGAGCCAGUUUCUUCUGUUGACAAGUUGGAUGAACGUUUAAUUCGCCUGUUAGCGCUGCAGCGUCUCCAGCAGCUGUCAGCCAACAGCUCUUUGUCCGACUGCCUUGCUUUACCGACAAAAACACCGUCUUUGCUGGUGCAACGGCAACCCACCUUCUGGCCAGCCCCAGAAGCUGGGUUAAAACCAAGAGCUUUGCUAACUCCACUAAACAGCUGCCAGCCUCCCAUGCCUAUCUAUUACCGAGUUAUGGAAGUAGGGACUGGAGGGGACAUGGACAUUUGCCUCACCUAUUAUGGCCACUGCAAUUACGUCACAGCAAAACAUGCUGUUAUUAUCUGUGAUGAGGUAAACAGGCACUAUGAGCUCAUGAAUUACAGUGAGCAUGGGACCACGGUUGACAAUGUGCUGUACUCCUGCGAUUUCUCUGAGAAGGUGCCUGUGAAAGAUCAGCCCAUGAGUCCGCCCCUGAAUCCCCCACAUCAUGGCAGACGAAGUGGGGGUAGUAGCAGCAGUGCUAACACAGGCACGACCAAUGCUGCUGAACCUGCAGAAACUGAAGUAGAAGUUCCCCCUCUAAUUCAAAAAAUAAGAGCUGUUGUUGAUAAGAGGAGAGGAGUUGUGAGAGAAGAAGACAAUGCCCCAGAACCUUGCAAAAUGCCCUCUGACAUUGGAAAGGUUGACAUGAAGUGCAGUUGUCGUUCCAGCAGUUCAAGUCUAAUCGGCGGCAGUGGUGCCGGGUGGGAAGGCACCGCCCUUCUCAAUCAUGGGUCUUUCAUCAAGUUUGGUUGCAUUCAGUUUACAUUUAGUGUUUUGAACUUUGUUUCACCACCUCAAAGAGAACAAUCUGCUCAAGAAAGUUCAAGUGUAACUGUAACUAGUGGAAAAGGACCUAUUCCUCAUAGAAUUCUUAAGAGAGAAAGAGACAGCACAAGUAGUUCAACUCUAACAGUGUCGCCUUCACCUCCACCUGACAGAGCUGCUCAGCCAAACAAGAGUGUACAGAAGAGUUCAAAGAAAAGAGAAGUGGAAAAUGAUGACGACGAUGAUGAUGACGAUGACGACGAUGAAGAAGAAGAUGAAGACGAGGAUGAAGAAGAAGGCGAGAAGGAAGAACUGAAUGAUGAUUCCGAGGUGGAAGAGAACGAAGAUGAUGAAAAUAUGGAAGAAAGUAACGUUGUUUGUGAGGAUGUAGCUAUGGAGGAAUCUCUUGUAGAAACUAAAGAAAAAGCUAAUAAUUGUUUACCUGAUUCUAGCUCUGUUAAUAGGGGAAGUCCCUGUGCUCUCAAUGAAACUGAUUCUGUGUGAGAAUAUUUUCUCCUCUCUGUUUAAGGAAACUUGGAUGUCUGUAAUUCUGAUAAUGCGCAUAAACUAGUAUUUAUUGCACUGUUUUAAUGAUUUGGUCAAGCUGAAUGUGCCUAUACCCCUUGUUCACUGCCAAGCCACUUGUUCUGUUACAUUUUCAGAACAACGAUAAUUCUUGGUUUGUCUCUGGUUUUAUAUUAAAAUGUAAAAUGUGAUAUAUUGGUUAUUUAUAUGCUACAUUGUUUGGAUAGUUGACCUGUACGAUACCGAACUUGAAAGUUCUGAAAUUACCAUUCCGUUCUAUGGGCUGGGCCCAACAUUUAUUGAUGCCAACUUAUUCUAGUGCUUAAUCUGUUGUACAUCAAGUCAUGUAAGGGUGUCAGCAGUCAGCGAUGUCACUUUUAAACUGGACUGGGUCUCAUAGCUCUGUCAAUUAAUUAAAACCUUGCUGACUUCAUCAUGAACUCGCAUUUACCUUGCCAUGGCCAUGGUCCUAUCCACUUUUAUUCCAAUCUGAAGCUCAUCAUCUCUUUUUCAUGUUAAUCAUAUUUCAUGCUAGUACUGAUAUUUUGACCUUGUUACAACUUUGGUAUCGUUGAUUUUCAUUUAAUUAUUAGUUUGGAACAGUGUUUUUGUGAAUCAGGCUGGCCCCUUGACAAGUGUGCAAAUUGGACAGAAGAUAUAUUUUUUUUGUGUAAAAUUUAUUUAUGUACAUUUUAUUUUACAAGAUUUCCAUUAUAGUAUGAAUAUGCAUGCAUGUGUGUUUGUAAAUGUAAGUAAAAUUAUUUAUUUAAUUAAAUAAUGUGUCUUUGUAAAAUUUCACAAAGUUUUUGUGAAUGGUGACUGUAUUAAGUAAUCUUGAUGUUUCUGAGGCAAACUUUAAUGGUAACUUUUCAACCCAUGAGAUGGCACAUGUAUGAGCAUGUCUGUAGGAAAGUGGUGUAGCCAUGCUUUCAAAUAAUGGUCCUGGAACCAUGCCAUUGAUUCUUCUAAACACUGGUGUGCUCCAUACCCUUUUUUAAGAAAAACCAUUGUACCAGUUUUUAAAGCAAUUAACUGCCAUUGUUCUGAUUUCAUUGUUUUGACACUUGAAUUAUGAUUUACCAUAUUGGUUACUUGUCAAAUAACCAGUGUAUGUUAAAUUACGAAACAGACAACUAGGUUCAUUGGUAACACAUUCUACCAAAAAUCCUAGCAAUAAACUUUACGCUUACAAUUUUUUUUAUGUGUAGUUUUGCAGUUUGGUUAUACAUCAGAGCAGCGUCCUUAAAAUUAAAAUUAUGAUUUGUAUAAUUGAGUGCCUGUAUUACCAUUCAAAGCUCACCAGAGCAACAGUCUAUUGGUAAGACUGAUGUGGUCAUAAAGAGCCACAGAGAGGAAAUGUCUUUUUUUUUAUUUCCUCUUUUGAACUAUUCCCUCUCUGUUUUGGGGCCACAUGUAGAUAUUCAUGUGUGCCAGUGAUAAAGUACACAACUCAAACGAAGGUGGAAGGUGUAGUCAAGUUAUUGCUAUUCGAUCCAAGAUUCCCACAGAAACGUCAGUGAUAUCUGUUAUCUUUAUAAGAUCAUGUAAUAUUGCAUAUUACUGAAAUGAAAAGUAUGUGAUGGAAACUGUGGUGUUUUUUUAUGUUAUCAAAAUACAGUUGUCUUCAAGUCA
Thrips palmi is the source of this 5083-nucleotide messenger RNA. Its product is annotated as PHD finger protein 12. Gene Ontology annotation, cellular component: nucleus; Sin3-type complex. The transcript is spliced from 13 exons. The record is from RefSeq and is a predicted model, not a curated record. Gene Ontology annotation, molecular function: transcription corepressor activity; protein binding. The coding region runs from base 296 to 3430 and encodes 1044 amino acids. Lineage: Eukaryota; Metazoa; Arthropoda; Insecta; Thysanoptera; Thripidae. Gene Ontology annotation, biological process: negative regulation of transcription by RNA polymerase II.